Callorhinchus milii (elephant shark) is the source of this 4506-nucleotide messenger RNA. It is a transcript of the gene nedd4a, whose product is annotated as NEDD4 E3 ubiquitin protein ligase a. Bases 591 to 2861 code for a protein of 756 amino acids. The transcript has 25 exons. Gene Ontology annotation, molecular function: sodium channel inhibitor activity; protein binding; ubiquitin protein ligase activity. Gene Ontology annotation, biological process: regulation of dendrite morphogenesis; receptor internalization; neuromuscular junction development. The record is from RefSeq and is a predicted model, not a curated record. Lineage: Eukaryota; Metazoa; Chordata; Chondrichthyes; Chimaeriformes; Callorhinchidae.
CACGAGCUCCAGGCCCGGGGAGAGAGACCAAAGAACGGCCCAGGCUUCCCGAGUUGUGUCCGGAGGCCAAGCUGUACCCCGGGAAUGCUGGACCCACUUGCCACAAUCCCGUCAAGUUAAUCAGGAGCACGUCAGCAUGUUUACCUUCGUACGGGCAUUCGGAAUGCCAGGUCACCGUCAAUGGAGAGCUAGGGAGGGAGUUUGUAAAUACGCAGAAGAAACGACCCGUCUUUCAGAGGAGUCACUCUCUCGAAGGCCCUUGUCAGCCGCUCUCCAGUUAUCCUUCCAAACCUAAAUGUUACCGUUCAAAGGUAGGGAUCCCUCACAUACACAUUCACCUCGACCCAAGUUCGGAGCAAAAGAUUCUUAGUUCCCGAGAGCAAAUCAGUGGAGUCUACAGGAGGAAAGCUAUCGGAAGUCUUUGUGGCCAGGAUUACAAGACCAGGGAUGAUUUUCUGGGCCAAGUGGAUGUUCCCCUUCAAUACUUUCCGACUGAAAAUCCGGAUCUGGAGACUCCCUUCGCUUUCAGAGAUUUUCUCCUUCUUCCGAGAAGUUAUAAAUCAAGGGUCAAAGGGCACCUUCGACUAAAGAUGACCUACCUUCCCAACAGUAAUGGUGAAGAUGACAACACAGAGGAAUCCGAAGAAUCCGAGCCCAGCUGGGAAAUUCUGGACCAACAGGAUAUAAAUGUCCAUCAGCAACAACUCCCUCUACUGCCCUCUGGCUGGGAAGAGAAGCAAGAUAACCUGGGCAGGACUUAUUACGUAAACCAUGAAACCAGGACAACGCAGUGGAUUCGACCAAGUUCUCAGGACUGCGCAGCUGAUAUAAACCGUUGUCGGAAUAACAUUGACCUGGAAGCACAGCAUGCAUUCAGCACACGCAGACAGAUAUCAGAAGAAACAGAAACUCAAGAAAACCGAGAUUCCCCUGAUGGCUGGGAAAUCAUAACCGAAGAUGAAACUGCAUAUAACAACUGCAGCCCUCAGUCCCCGCCACCUCCCCAUACCCCCACAGGGCAGAACGCUUACUGCGAUGUCCAAGGCCAGCUUGCUGAGGAGCUUAACAGGAGGCUUCAGGCUUCUGGAUGCACAGCAGAUCGACGCAGCUCCUGCUCAAGUCAUUCCAGCAGACGGGGAAGUUCACAAACUAUCGUUGAAGAACAGCCCAUGUUGCCAGUCAUUUUACCCACUUCGGCGGGAUUGCCACCGGGCUGGGAAGAAAAGAAGGACGACAAAGCGAGAACUUACUACGUCAAUCACAACAACCGAACCACCACGUGGACGCGGCCCGUGAUGCAGACCACCACGGAGGCCGUACAGCCAAAGCUCUGCCUGAGUCCCACCGCUUACCUUCCUCCACAGUUCUCUCCUCAAGACUCUCCGCAAAGCUCCCCCAGCCACAAAAGGAAAUACGAGUCGGGCUUCCUCCCCCCAGGCUGGGAAGUCCGGUACGCUCCCAACGGUCGAUCCUUCUUCAUCGAUCACAACACCAAAACGACCUCCUGGGAUGAUCCACGAUUGAAAAUUCCAGCUCAUAUGAGACAUCGACCAUCUCUAGACCCCUCAGACCUUGGACCACUUCCUCCUGGAUGGGAAGAGAGGAUUCACUUAGAUGGCAGAGUUUUCUAUAUCGACCACAAUACCAAAGCUACCCAGUGGGAGGACCCUCGUUUACAGAAUGUAGCAAUCACCGGACCUGCUGUGCCUUAUUCAAGAGAUUACAAACAGAAGUAUGAUUACUUCAGGAAAAAGUUGAGGAAGCCAAUUGAAGUUCCAAAUCGUUUCGAAAUGAAGCUAAGACGUAACACCAUCUUAGAGGAUUCCUACAGGAAAAUAAUGUCCGUGAAGAGGGCAGAUUUCCUGAAAGCUAGGCUGUGGAUCGAGUUUGAUUCGGAAAAAGGUCUGGAUUACGGCGGGCUGGCCAGGGAAUGGUUCUUCCUCCUCUCCAAGGAGAUGUUCAACCCUUACUAUGGGCUGUUUGAGUAUUCUGCCACGGACAAUUACACUUUACAGAUCAAUCCAAACUCUGGCUUGUGCAACGAGGAUCAUUUGUCCUAUUUUAAGUUCAUUGGGCGCGCUGCUGGAAUGGCUGUUUACCAUGGGAAGCUGCUGGAUGGAUUCUUUAUCAGGCCCAUGUACAAGAUGAUGCUUCAGAAGGCAAUAACACUGAAAGACAUGGAAUCAGUGGACAGCGAGUAUUACAAUUCACUGAUGUGGAUUCUGGAAAAUGACCCUACAGACCUGGACCUCCGAUUCACGGUGGACGAGGAGCUUUUUGGUCAGACUCAACAGCAUGAACUGAAGCCUGGCGGAUCAGAAAUAUUAAUUACAAACAAAAACAAGAAGGAGUACAUUCACCUGGUGAUGCAGUGGAGGUUUGUCAACAGAAUCCAGAAGCAAAUGAAUUCAUUUCAAGAGGGCUUCUUCGAGUUGGUACCACAAGAUCUCAUCAAAAUAUUUGACGAGAAUGAGCUGGAGCUUCUCAUGUGCGGGCUUGGAGAUGUGGACGUGAAUGAUUGGAGACAGAACACAAAGUACAAAAAUGGCUAUGAAAUAAACCAUCCGGUCAUCCAGUGGUUUUGGAAGGCCGUGCUGUUGAUGGAUUCGGAGAAGCGUAUUAGGUUCCUGCAGUUUGUGACCGGCACGUCUCGAGUACCUAUGAAUGGAUUUGCCGAGCUCUAUGGAUCAAAUGGACCACAGCUAUUUACUAUAGAGCAAUGGGGGACCCCUGAGAAAUUGCCAAGAGCACACACAUGUUUCAACCGUCUGGAUCUGCCGCCUUACGAAUCGUUUGAAGAAUUGCGAGACAAGCUUCACGUGGCGAUCGAGAACGCAGAAGGGUUUGACGGAGUAGAUUAAGGUUGACCACAAACCGGCCGGUGUUAGGUUUACGGCGUCAGGCUGCAAAAAUGCACUGGAAAAAAAGAACACAAUAUUUAUUCGGUGAUCCGGAUGUGCAGCUUCAGGGUUGAACCUUACAUGCAGGAAGGAGCGAGUUAUCUUUAUUUUUAACAUACAUCACUAAACUAACAUUCUGGAUGUUCACUCACAUGAAUUCUCUGCGCUCCAUCCACCUAUAUAUAGUUGGUCUGGUGAGGGAUGCUUUGUGAGUUGUUUAACACGGGCUUCUUUUGGCCUGAUGGCUUCCUUCGUUAAGGUCUGUUGUGACAGCAGCUCUCAAAUAUGCAUCUGUUAAUUUUGUGGUUCCAAAUAACAUUGGCCGGGAGAAGAAAAUAAAUCCCUAGUCAGUCCAGUGAGCCUGAGCAAGUGUUCUUUUUUUGGCUGAGUCACGCUGAGAGGCUUGAUAAACAUGCGUCAUAUCCCCAGAAGCCCGAAAGCUGUGGAGGUUAAAGGGAGAGAACUGAUUGAGGUGUUUUCAAAGAGAAGAAUUCACAACUUGGAUGAGCAAUGACUCUUCCCUCUCGUAGAGGGACCCAAAACAAGGGGAUAUAGUCUUAAAUUUAUUUAGAGCUGAGAUGGUUAGAAAUGAAAUCAGAAGACAUUUUUUCACACGAGGAGUUGGGAGAAUGAGGCCGCAGGAGGCUUUCAAUGCAAAAUUGAUUGGGAUAUUCGAACGGUAAUUAGUUAAAUGGGAAGUAAGAUUAUUAUGGGAUACGGGGGGGGGGGGGGAAGAGGCGAAAAAAUGGGAUUGAAAGUUCUUAACUUGGCGUAACUGUCCAAAUGGCUUGAAAUUUCCCCCUUCCUUCCCACCCACUGAGUCAGAACAUUGCACCAGUGAUACUGUGCCACUUUAGUUCCAUAAUUAGUUUGGGAACCUGCUGGGUUUGGGGCGAAGCAUAGCAUAGAGUGUCCAGUACGUGUUUGAGCAUUUACGACGUGUUAAUGUCACGCGUUGGGGGUAAAGGCUCUUGCUAAUAGAACUUCAAUACAAGCUACUGAAAAGAUAACCCUGUUCAAUGCGGAGAGUAGAUAAUUAAAAUGUGAAUGUUUUGAUUGAGAGAAGGUGAAAUCACUGCGUGAAAUCUUGCCGCAAGUAAUGGAAUAUAAAGUAUGAAAAGUCGAUCCACCUUUGGAUUUCGGCUUUUCGUUGUCACACCCGUCUGCGAUCUGUAAGCUGUUCUCAUUUGUUGCAUCGCUCCCCAAAUAUAUUGCUGUUUGCACCUUCUGCAGGGGCUGGGGUGAGGGGAGUCUGCAAUUAUAAUUAUUGAAGCAAUUUUUUUUUAAAAAACUAAUUUUUCUACUGGAGCAUUAAUCGCACAUUUUAAACAUUUCAGAGAUUGUUACUUAAUACUUGGCAGUGGUCUUGAUUUUAGAAUAUGGCACUCGCAAACUCACCUAGCUGGGCAUCUGUCUGUGCUGGCGUGAGAUAAAAAGAAGGAAUGAGGCGGAGGGGGGGAGGCUGCUGAAUAUUUGCCAUUGCACCAUGUUAUUUUACACAGAGAACGACUGUGUAAAUAUUAUAAUGCACACUUCAACUUUUUACACAGUCCGCAGCAGUCACCUGUAAUAAUGUUUGAUUCAUUAAAAUUUACUUUCUGAUUGA